AUGCUAGACAGAAACGAUGCAGUUAGUAUUAAAGAUGCUCAAGAUAACAUCAUAAAACCUGGAUUGGAAAACAACUUAACGUAUAUUAAGUCGAACUUUGCCAAAUUAACUUUGGCUAUUGAACAAUUACAACGGCAACAUAUGCCUUUAUCGGAUUUACUAAAAAUAGUUCAAGAUAUUCAAAAAUCAUUUGAAACAUUAAGUGGUCCAAAUGGAAAAUCUGUUCAAAAUAAAUUUAAUCAGGUACAGGAAAAAAAUCGUGGUCUCUUGGCGUUGGUAAAAAUAUCACAAGUUCUAACGAGUGAAGAGACACUCCGAAAUUUAGAUGGUCUUCCCGAAGACUUAAAUUGUAACGACUUAACAUUUUUUAAGUACGCACCCGUGACGUCUGUCGAUGUAGAGCGGUCAUUCUCGGCAUACAAAACUCUACUAUCAAAUAAUCGUAGAUCAUUCAAAUUUGAAAAUAUAAGAAAACAUCUUAUUAUUCAGUGCAAUUCUUAA
Sipha flava (yellow sugarcane aphid) is the source of this 501-nucleotide messenger RNA. RefSeq lists its product as uncharacterized. The transcript has a single exon. NCBI's taxonomy places the organism in Eukaryota, Metazoa, Arthropoda, Insecta, Hemiptera, Aphididae. The coding region runs from base 1 to 501 and encodes 166 amino acids. The record is from RefSeq and is a predicted model, not a curated record.